AUGAACCCGCCAGGGUCUGGACCUACAUCACGCGCACCAGCGCCACCGCUGCAGCGGCCUGUAGCCAAGCACCCACGCCCACCUGGCCGGCCCCAGAACUACGAGCCAGGGGCGCCUGGCUCAGCGGGCCCCACCGCAGGCACGGCCUCACGGCCUCCUCCACGUCCCUCGGCAGGUCGUCCCUUGCAAGCCCGUCCGAUGGGCCAGGCCCCACGGAGCGGCGGAGCCGCUAUGCCUCGGCCACCAGCAGGACCUCAGACACGCAUGGUGCGCCCGCCCCCCGGCAUUCAGCGCGAAUACCAACGCAUUCGCUCGCCAGGACCUGGCACGCCGACAGGGUUGGAGCGAACACCGACCAAUACGCCGCCGCCUCAUCGAUCCAACUCAGCAGCUAGUAUGCCACAAAUGAACAUGUACCAGUCCACCGCGGCGGCAUGGGACGACGAUCCGAACGCCCCAUACAACGCAGGCAUGUCGGCGCACUCGCCCUACGCUUUGAACGAUCCAUAUGCGACCAACGAGCAGCCUGCGGACGCAGCAGGUACAGCAUGGGACUCGUUUGCAAGUGCGACUGGGUUCGGCGGCACAGGCACAAUGAUGAACGAUGCCACGACACAGAUGGGCAUGCAGUUCGGUCGACAUGUCGCCGCUGUGGGUGGUGAGUAUGUGCAGCGCAACUUCCGUGCAUUGCUCCCGAUGCCCAUUUUGAAACACUACUUUAAAGUGUCCAACUCGUAUGUGCUGCACAAACUGCGUAUUAUCCUAUUCCCAUGGCGUCACAAGCCGUGGUCGCGUCGCUUGCGCUACUCUACGCCAUACGGUGUCUCGGGGUACAUGUCGCCUAGCCAAGGGACCUCUACACUGAACGCUGGGAUGAGCACACCGGAUCGACCCCUCUCUGCAGAUGGUCGACGGGCUAGCAGCACCGAGCCCGUCACUUUCUGUGUCCCGCGGGAAGAUGUGAACAGUCCUGACAUGUAUAUACCCCUCAUGGCUUUGGUGACGUACGUGAUUGCUACAUCGAUCAUUUAUGGCUUGCGUGGGCGAUUCCACCCAGAAGUGCUGGGCUACACGGCCUCGCGGGCCUUGGCCAUUGUCCUCAUCGAAUUUAGUGCGAUCAAGUUGGGAUGCUAUCUGCUGAACAUCCAGGGCGACCAUACCGUAUUUGACCUGCUGGCCUAUUCAGGCUACAAGUUUGUCGGCACCCUCGUUGUUUUGGCCGUGGGCGUCAUGGGUAUGGGCCGCUGGGUGUAUUGGCUCACGUUCUUAUACAUGUUUGCAGCCAAUGCGUUCUUCUUGCUUCGCUCUUUACGCUACGUGGUUCUCCCUGAUCCUGCCUCCCCGUCUAGCGUGACUGUGACACAAGGACAGCGCGCUGCACGGAUCCAGUUCUUGUUCGCCAUUGCCAUGUCACAGAUCGUGUUUGGCUGGCUCCUGAUUGUGGGCGUAUACUGA
This is a messenger RNA of Malassezia pachydermatis, 1455 nucleotides long. RefSeq lists its product as hypothetical. The transcript has 2 exons. The coding region runs from base 1 to 1455 and encodes 484 amino acids. Gene Ontology annotation, cellular component: COPII-coated ER to Golgi transport vesicle; endoplasmic reticulum membrane; Golgi membrane. Gene Ontology annotation, biological process: endoplasmic reticulum to Golgi vesicle-mediated transport. NCBI's taxonomy places the organism in Eukaryota, Fungi, Basidiomycota, Malasseziomycetes, Malasseziales, Malasseziaceae. The record is from RefSeq and is a predicted model, not a curated record.